CUGAGUCUCCCCCUCCCUCACAAAUUCCGUUGAUUUAUUUUUCCCGGUAAAGUUCAAAAACCCUAACUCCGAUUCACUCUCUCCGACUCUUACAUUCGGAUUCGUAACCGAAAAUCGGAUGGAGAGAAGUGUUGAUUACAGUUCAGAGGAGGAAUGCACGGAGGAUUAUCGGCGUGGAGGAUACCACGCGGUUCGAGUCGGCGACGCUUUCAACAAUGGCCGUUACAUCGUGCAGUCCAAACUCGGUUGGGGCCAUUUUUCCACCGUCUGGCUCGCUUGGGACACUCUCAAUUCGGUUACAUUUUUCAAGUAAUAGUUACGAAAAUGUUCCAUUGUUUAUGUUCCGUCCGGUGUUUUAGUUGCGGAGGAAGGCAUUAUGUAGCCCUUAAAAUUCAGAAGAGUGCACAGCACUAUACUGAAGCCGCGAUGGAUGAAAUAAAGAUUCUCAAACAAAUAGCUGAGGGGGACCCGGAUGAUAAGAAAUGUGUUGUGAAGCUUUUGGAUCAUUUUAAGCAUUCGGGGCCUAAUGGCCAGCAUGUGUGUAUGGUUUUUGAAUUCCUGGGUGAUAAUCUUCUCACCCUUAUCAAAUAUAGUGGCUAUCGUGGGCUUCCUCUCCCCAUGGUUAAAGAAAUCUGUUUUCAUAUUUUGGUGGGCUUGGAUUACUUGCAUCGCGAGCUUUCUGUCAUUCACACUGAUUUGAAGCCAGAGAAUGUGUUGCUUCUGUCACUGAUAAAUCCAUCUAAAGAUCCUAGGAAAUCAGGUGCUCCACUCAUCCUUCCAAACACCAAGGAUAAGGCUGUGUCCAAUAAUGGGACUAACCAAGACAAUAAAAUUUUGAAUGGAGAUCCGAUGAAGAACCAGAAAAAGAAAAUGCAGAGGAAGGCUAAGGUAGCUCAAGGCUGUGUUGAGAAGGAAACUUCAGAGGAAGCUGAGGAUUAUAAAGGACUCGAGCAAGAAGAUAGUGGCAAUGAUGUGAAAUUAAGUGUGGAAUCAGUUGAAGAUAAACAUAAUAGUUCUCUGAGUAAAGAUGAAUCGAGUUCAUCUAAGAUUUUUGAGAAGGAUGUUUCACAAGGAAGUCAUGGUCACAGGAGAGGCAGCCGUUCCAUGAGAAAGAAGUUGCUGGAAGCUGUUGAUCUUAAGUGCAAGCUGGUUGAUUUUGGUAGUGCUUGUUGGACUUACAAACAAUUCACAAAUGAUAUUCAGACAAGGCAAUAUAGGUGUCCUGAGGUUCUUCUUGGAUCCAAAUAUUCAACCCCUGCAGAUUUAUGGUCCUUUGCUUGCAUUUGCUUCGAGCUUGCCACUGGUGAUGUUCUUUUUGAUCCUCACAGUGGUGACAACUAUGAUAGAGAUGAGGAUCAUCUGGCAUUGAUGAUGGAGCUUCUUGGGAAGAUGCCUCCCAAGAUUGCACUAGGUGGUCGCUAUUCCCGAGAAUUUCUCAAUAGACAUGGUGACUUGAGGCACAUCAGCAAUUUGCGAUUUUGGCCAAUGGAUAAGGUGCUGAUGGACAAGUAUAAUUUCAAUGAGCAAGACACAAAUGACUUGGUUGACUUCCUUGUUCCAAUACUUGAUUUUGUCCCGGAAAAGAGACCAACAGCUGCUCAGUGCCUUAGUCAUCCAUGGAUGAGUGCAGGUCCUCGGACUCUUGAGUCCUCAAUAACUACCGUGCAACCUGAUGCCAUCAACGAGGAAUUGUCUAAAAGGAGGAAGAGGGAAACGGCUGAGAAGGAGGCAGUGGAAAUUGGUUUGAGGAAUAUAUCCAUUAAAGAAACAUCUGAGCCUCUCAAAGACUCCCAACCUCUAAAGUCAUUCAAAUAGAUACAAAUUGGCUUGUCUGGCGGUAUAUGCAACCUGUUUUGUUUUAAUGGGUAAGUUUUGCUGGUCCUUGGAACUUGAUAUCUGUGGAAAUGUUACAUGGGACAUUAUAUGCAAUGCAGGUCAGACGACGAGCUUGUGACUUGGGAAAGCUCUUCCUGGGGCGAAGCGGCUGGAUUUCUGUAUUGUUGUAACCUAACUUAUUUCACCUUUACUGGUAUUACAGGGUUAGCUUCAAAUUCAAUUGAUUAAGUGUGCUAAGUUUUAGAAACUAGAUAUUUUUUGGUGUUUGGAACUGCUCCCCAGAUUAGAGUUUUGUCUUUCAGAAAUACGACAUUUGUUUUGGGGGGUUGUCCAAUUGUACUUCAAAUGAGCUAAUCCUUGAUUUGUCUAGCAUCAGACUUUGUUGCAUGUUGAGUUUAUGGAACAUAUAACUUUGGUUACGGUCCAUUGUAUGUAAAGAGAGAUCUUCAAUAUAUAUUUUAAAUUUUGUUUUGAAAA
Molecule: messenger RNA, 2313 nt
Organism: Glycine soja
Lineage: Eukaryota; Viridiplantae; Streptophyta; Magnoliopsida; Fabales; Fabaceae
Product: SRSF protein kinase 3-like
Exons: 5
Coding region: 154-1815 (553 amino acids)
Biological process (GO): protein phosphorylation; spliceosomal complex assembly; regulation of mRNA processing
Molecular function (GO): ATP binding; protein kinase activity
Source: RefSeq, a predicted model, not a curated record